Calidris pugnax (ruff) is the source of this 2930-nucleotide messenger RNA. Its product is annotated as solute carrier family 35 member E3. The transcript is spliced from 4 exons. NCBI's taxonomy places the organism in Eukaryota, Metazoa, Chordata, Aves, Charadriiformes, Scolopacidae. The record is from RefSeq and is a predicted model, not a curated record. Gene Ontology annotation, cellular component: Golgi apparatus. Bases 99 to 575 code for a protein of 158 amino acids. Gene Ontology annotation, molecular function: nucleotide-sugar transmembrane transporter activity; antiporter activity.
CCCCGGCUUCACCUCCGUCCACCACCUCUCCACAGGUCCCCAUCACGCUGGGCGUCUUCCUCAACUCCUACUACGACGUGAAGUUCAACCUCCUGGGGAUGGCCUUCGCCACUUUGGGCGUCCUGGUGACCUCCCUCUACCAAGUGUGGGUAGGAGCAAAGCAGCAUGAGUUGCAGGUAAACUCUAUGCAGUUGCUGUACUAUCAGGCACCAAUGUCCUCAGCUAUGUUGCUGUUCAUCAUACCCUUCUUUGAGCCAGUCUUUGGAGAAGGAGGAAUAUUUGGGCCCUGGACGCUUUCUGCUGUGAUAAUGGUACUACUGUCUGGAAUAAUAGCCUUUAUGGUAAACUUGUCCAUUUACUGGAUCAUUGGAAAUACGUCACCUGUCACGUAUAACAUGUUCGGACAUUUCAAGUUCUGCAUCACCCUCCUGGGAGGGUGCCUCUUGUUUAAGGAUCCACUGUCUGUUAAUCAAGGCCUUGGGAUUCUGUGCACGUUGCUGGGCAUUUUGGCUUACACCCACUUCAAGCUUAGCGAGCAGGAGAGCAAUAAGAGUAAAUUGGUUCAGCGUCCGUAAAGCAAAGGGUUCUGGAGGUUAGUAAUAUUGUGAAGGAAAACACGUAUUUAAAAAUGCAUUGAUUCUAGAAUGCACGAAAUUGCCUCGUUUAUUUAGAUCUGUGGGUUUAGUUUAACCGCCAGGAUCGUUAUUCUGUAACUAAACCGAACGAACUGAAUUAUGUAAAAUGCUGGGGUUUGCCAUCGCAAUCUGUCCUAUCAUUUUCAUUAAAUUUAAAUGGUAACUUAAAAGAGAAAAAGGCUCACUUCAAAUUGCUGUGGAAAUUGUACUGAAGUAAUUAUAUUUUUUGCAUACCAAAUGAGAUCAUGAUGGCUACAUUUAUAAUACAGAGAGAGAGAGAAAGAAAGAAAAGGAAUCUUGUCUUUGUGAUCAUGCCAGUAUUACUGUUGUGAAGAAACUUGGAAGCACUCUUAUGCAGAUGUUCUGGUGUGUGAUGAUGCUUCCUCCUUUUUGUCUGGUGAACGAUGAAGAGGCAACGUACUUUGCUCAGUGGUUUUAAAAGGGCUGCUGAGCUCAAUCCUAUUUCUUGUACGGUUUCUUACGUAUGUUAGGCUUCAACACAUUGAUAGGUUUUUGGCUGAACAAAGUAGAUAAAAUUACAGGUGGAGAGAGACUAGGGGAGACAUUGGAAAACUUGAAGCCACAGGCCAAGCUAUAGGAAAGUAGGAAAUCAGAUCUAAACAGUUAAUUGUUAAUGUCCUGAUGGACCAAAAGAAAAACGUGAGAAGUCAUUCAUGUUUUAGAAAAUUCUAUUACUGCUUUAUAAUUUUCUCUAUGCCGAAACCAAGGCUUUACAUGAGAUCUUGUACAUACUCCUGAACCUAAUAAAAUCUCCAAUUUUGUGGUAAUAGCCAAAUAUUUUGCAGCCCGUGCGUGCAGACGCCCAUGCUAAAAAUAUUCUCGGCGAAAUCUUCAGAAAGGUCACCAUCUGUAAUGGAUGUUAAGGUUUCCCAGUUCUCUCUCCCUGCCUCCAGCCCCUACCUCCCUCACUCCCACACCUUUCCCUGAGAGUUCCUUUCGGUGGGAGCUGCAGGUUUGUCCCCUCUUGUUUCGGGGGGAGGCGCAGGGGCUGCCUGGGCAGUGCCGGGCAGCAGCAGUUCCUCGGCAGAGACAGGCCCUGGAAACCUCAUCAAAGUGACUGAAGAGCGUGAGGAGGGACCUGCUUCUGCUCUAAUUCGGGAACACUUUGAAAAUUAUUUCAUGCCAGUAUCGAGCGCUGAUUUUGACAACGUGGAAGUAAGAAGUUGGGUGCUGUUCUGUUUAAAAAAAGAAAGAAAAAAUAACCGCUUUCAGUAAAUCUGGUGAGAACAUAUGUUCGCUAGAUUUGCAGGGUUAGAAUUUAUUUGCAGUAUCUUAAUCCUUACAUUUCGGGGUUUGUUUUAUCUUCAUCUACCUCUAGCAGAUUUAAAGAGGGGAAUUAUUGGAACAAAAAAAGGUAUUUAUGUUUUACAGCCACCGACAGAAAUGAUACUUAGUUCCUCUAGGCUUUUUUUACAAUAGAGGUUAGAAGUCUUUGUGUAAGAAACAAUGCAGAUCUUGUCAAGCUUGUAAAUUAUUUAUUCUGUUACAGAGUUCUUGAUUUUAAAAAAAAAGUUCUUUCUCUGUGUGACCCAAGUUUACACCAUAAUACUCUAUAUUAUUUCAGAGUUACAGAUACCUGAAUAAUUUCACAUCUUUACCAACCGUGUCUUAGACAUUGUACUGGUGCAAGGAAAAUUUUUUGUAUACGUUUUUAUAAAUCUAUAAUUAGUUUUAAAAUUCAGCCUGGACUACUGGAAGAUGUGUUCAGAUAGGACAAAUCUCUGGAUGCAUACCCUUCAGUACGUACACUGAGAAAGCCAUUUGUGUCAAUUUGUGCUGUGCACAAUUUCUUCUAAAAUGUAGGUAGACUGUAAAGGCUCUUACAGUUAGAAAGCAACAACUGAAUUUGAAGCCUGUGUGACACCAAAAUUUGGGAUGAGACUGAUGUAAAUAAAAGUGGUAGAAUGAACAAAACAACCGUCUCUGAAAAUACAAAAGACUCUUUAAGGAGAGGAGCAGAUCUGCAAGAGAAAGUUAACAAUCAUUAAAACAAUACAUUAUAAAUACAGUCUGUUGCUGGAAUGUGUAAGUCGUGGAGGUCACUUCAGUGACACGAUUUUUUUCAUACGUUCAAGAGCUCUCUUUGAUAUUUACUUGUUGUAUCUAACAAAUAAAGUAUCUUGAACUUUGUCAUCUGGUUCAAAAUAUUAAACCCAGGAGGCUUGUGUAAUCAUGGGAUAAAUAGAUAUUUGUAUGUAUUGUUUCUUUGGAUACCAUGUGUAGGGUGGGAAUAAAUUUUUAAUCACUUGACUGAUCCCUGCUUUGUGCAGGGGA